This is a messenger RNA of Trachymyrmex septentrionalis, 1449 nucleotides long. RefSeq names its product aldose 1-epimerase. The record is from RefSeq and is a predicted model, not a curated record. Gene Ontology annotation, biological process: beta-D-galactose catabolic process via UDP-galactose, Leloir pathway; glucose metabolic process. Bases 276 to 1388 code for a protein of 370 amino acids. Gene Ontology annotation, molecular function: carbohydrate binding; aldose 1-epimerase activity. The transcript is spliced from 4 exons. Lineage: Eukaryota; Metazoa; Arthropoda; Insecta; Hymenoptera; Formicidae.
UUUUUCCUCUUACUCAUGCUACCUGUUAUCUCUUCCAAGAAGAGACCUUUCUAAUAAGUAUAACCUUGUGCUAAUAUAUUGAUGGAAAACUGUCAUGCUUAGUCAGUCGUACGAUACUUGGCACACUUAUGAAAACAAAGAUGUAAUUUUGUUUAGUACAGACAACAUAAAUAAAAAAUCGAGAAAAACAUCUUACGAGACGAAUCGUGCUACAAGUUGCAGAAUACGUCCAUAGUUUGCACUUAAUACACAGUUAUUAAAAUUUUUAGUUAACAAUGUGUCUCUUUGUAUUUUUGGCCUUCUCUUCCUGGGUCGGGACGAUGGCUGCGAUCGUGCAAGGAUCCAUUGCAACUACAACGUGGGGUACUGUAAAUGGUCAGGAAAUCAAGAAGUUUACGUUGAAAAAUAAAGCUUCUCAAGAAGUCGAUGUCAUAACAUAUGGUGCGGUGGUAACCGCUAUUAGAACGCCAGAUAGAGAAGGAAAUGUAGCGGACGUUGUGCUCGGCUUUGACAAUAUCGAAGGUUACCUUUCAUCAAAUAAUCCACACUUUGGUGCCACAAUUGGACGAGUCGCAAAUCGUAUCGGCAAAGCAACUUUUGUUGUGGAUGGCCAACGUUAUAACGUGUCCAAAAAUAGUGGUGAGAACAGCCUCCACGGUGGUACUCACGGUUGGAGUUCCAAGGUAUGGGAUGCAACAAUUCAGGACAAUUGUGUGGUGAUGACUUUGGUCAGUCCGGAUGGUGAUGAGGGUUAUCCGGGCUCAGUAACAGCGAUAGCGAGCUUCCAACUGAUGAAUGAUGGAGAGUUGCACAUAGAGAUGAAAGCCCAUUCCAAAAAGGCGACGCCGGUUAAUUUAACGAAUCAUAGCUACUUCAAUCUCGCUGGACACGCCACAAACGCAUCAGAAAUGUAUAAACAUGUGAUUACGAUGAACGCCGAUCGCUGGACUGUCACGGAUUCCGAGAGCAUUCCGACUGGUGAGAUUCGAUCAGUUGCGAACAGCAUAAUGGAUCUAAGGAACCCAACAAAGUUCGGUGAUGUCAUCGACAAAGUACCGGGCGGCGGUUACGACAAUAAUUUCUGCUUGCCGAAGUCGAGCAAUGAUGGGAAAGUCAAUUUCGUAGCCAAAGUAGUGCAUCCAUCUUCAGGACGCCGGUUGGACGUAUACUCGAAUCAACCGGGCGUUCAGCUUUACACGACCAAUUCUGUACCUGAAAAUGGCAUCGUGGGCAAAGACGGAGCAAAGUACUUCAGACACGCCGCUUUUUGCUUGGAAACGCAAAAUUAUCCUGAUGCUGUAAAUCAUAAAAACUUCCCAAACAGCGUGCUGCGACCAUGCGAUACAUACAAUCAUGUUGUCUUGUACAAAUUUGGAGUAGAAAAUUAAUGCAUUUCCAUUUCUCUGUUAUAAAUUUUGAAAAAUUAAACAAAUAUUAAAUAAUAAUUAA